CAUGUUUUCAGGAAUCUUAUAUGUGUGUACUCAAAGAAACACAUGGGUGAUGUUCCUGAACUUACUGAGAUGAAGAAAAGAGCGAACAUACAAAGUUUGAAGGAGAUGGCUGUGAUUUUAAGGGAUAGGUCACAAAUAGUGUGGAUUGCCCCAAGUGGUGGUAGGUACCACCUAGAUCCUCUGCCUGGAGAAUGGUAUCUGGCACCAUUUGAUGCUGCGUCAGUGGACAACAUGAGAAGGCUUGCUGAACAUUCUGGUGCUCCAGGACAAUAUUUAUCCCUAUUGUGCCAUGACAUCAUGCCCCCUCCGCCACAGGUUAAGGAAGCAUAUGCACAGGUUCUAUAUGAUUCUGUGAUUAAGCAAUGCAAUGUGCCUAAAUCUGCCAUACAUGGCAAACGAGGACUAGAGGCAUCAAGUCCAACUGUUUCUUUGUCACAACAGUGGAAUUAAUCAUAUUUUGUAUUUAACUAAGUAUUUUUCUUCCUUAAGAUUUAUUAAUUAAGUUGGGAUGAGGAUCUACUGUUUCUUGUGGUCCUGAAAUCAAACCCUUCGUCUUAGCAGAAUUAAGUCAUGACAGGGUCAUGGGCGAUGGAUUAUUAUCAAAUAUUCAUAAAAGGCUAACUGGAAGGAAGCCACAUCAUAAAAAGUUGUUAACAUCCUUCUACAUAGGGGAAAAGAGUUAGAGGAGACGCUGUAAGACU
Molecule: messenger RNA, 701 nt
Organism: Hevea brasiliensis (rubber tree)
Lineage: Eukaryota; Viridiplantae; Streptophyta; Magnoliopsida; Malpighiales; Euphorbiaceae
Product: glycerol-3-phosphate acyltransferase, chloroplastic-like
Exons: 4
Biological process (GO): glycerophospholipid metabolic process
Molecular function (GO): glycerol-3-phosphate O-acyltransferase activity
Source: RefSeq, a predicted model, not a curated record